Molecule: messenger RNA, 300 nt
Organism: Exserohilum turcica Et28A
Lineage: Eukaryota; Fungi; Ascomycota; Dothideomycetes; Pleosporales; Pleosporaceae
Exons: 2
Coding region: 1-300 (99 amino acids)
Source: RefSeq, a predicted model, not a curated record
AUGGACCUAAUUCAAGAAGCGAUUGCAGAAAUCGAAUCGCGAGAACUAGGAGAUAAAUUCUCGUAUCAAGCAAUCGCGAAAAAGCAUGGUGUAGCACGAAUGACGUUGAUGAGACGACACCGCGGCGAAACUGAGGCCUAUGGCGUGCGCAACCUCUCCCUCCAUCCACAACACGAGAAGGAGCUUGUACGAUACAUCGAUACGCUUACCAAACGACAAAGCCAGUUUCAGAAAGCUAGGUUGACCAGUUCAUCCGCCAGCACCCCAACCAUCUCAUCUCUGCCCACAGCAAGGGGAUGA